Penicillium chermesinum is the source of this 2715-nucleotide messenger RNA. RefSeq names its product kinesin. NCBI's taxonomy places the organism in Eukaryota, Fungi, Ascomycota, Eurotiomycetes, Eurotiales, Aspergillaceae. Gene Ontology annotation, molecular function: ADP binding; protein binding. The record is from RefSeq and is a predicted model, not a curated record. Gene Ontology annotation, cellular component: kinesin complex. The coding region runs from base 1 to 2715 and encodes 904 amino acids. The transcript has 3 exons.
AUGGCGUCUCAGACAACCUUCAGCGACACUAACCAUGGGUUUCAGGUGGGAGUCAACCACGGAUCGGUCACAAACCAGUUUCUCCCAUCCGAGCGUUCCGAGACCCCGCCUAGCCCCUCCCUAUCGAUCCCGUUUCUCCGCGAUCCAGAUUUUGUCGAUCGUGGGACGAUCCUGAAACAGCUCCACCACCAAUGUGCUGCCCCAGGGUCCUGGACAGCACUGGUGGGUCUAGGUGGUGUUGGAAAAUCGCAGCUAGCGAUUGAAUAUGCGUAUCAAAUCCACGAGCGCGAACCACAAACGUGGGUUUUCUGGAUCUAUGCCAGCAAUGCCGCCCGGUUUGAGCAGAGCUACCGGAACGUCGCAGACACAGUGAAGCUGUCUGGGCGGCAGGAUUCCAAGGCCAACAUUUUUCGCCUGGUAUAUAACUGGCUGCAGGACCGUAAGAAUGGAAAGUGGAUUGUGAUUCUGGACAAUGUCGGCAAUGCCGAAUUUCUUGAUCGCCACGAGGCGGUGCAAGGUCUGGCUAAUCAUGAAAAUGGUAGCGCAGAUCGUCCGCUACGAGAGUAUCUUCCACGGAGCCAGAACGGGCGUAUUCUGAUAACAUCACGGAGCAAGGAGGUCGCAUUGCAGCUGGUGGAUCGGCGCGAUAUUGUCUUGGUCGAAACAAUGGACCAGGCCGAAGCAGUAGCGCUGUUUGAGAAGAAGUCUGGAAAACAAGACAACCGCCAGGACAUCAUCGAGCUUACUGCAGCGCUGGACUUUUUCCCGCUGGCAAUUGUCCAAGCGGCAGCAUAUAUUUCCGACCCUGAUCGGGGUUGCUCGGUACGACAGUACCUCGACGAGUUCCGAAAGAGCGAUCGCAAGAAAGUCCGCUUACUGGGCCGCGGAGAGGGACAGUUCCGUCGAGAUUGGGAGGCCGAAAACUCAGUCCUCACGACAUGGCAGAUCUCGUUUGACAGCAUACGUGAAAGCCGACGGUCGGCGGCCGAUUUGUUGUCGCUUAUGAGUUUCUUCGACCGGCAAGGGAUUCCUGAGGCGCUUCUUCAAAGUUCAAGCGAAAAGCGAAACGUGGACCCGAGUAGUAGCGAUGACGAUGACGAUGACAGUCAAUCACAGUCCGGUGUAACCGAGGAAUUUGAAGACGACAUUCUUAUACUGCGCAGAUACUCCUUGAUCUCUAUUAAUGCGGACCAAAGGACGUUCAACAUGCACGGCCUGGUGCAGCUCGCGACGCGAAGAUGGCUAGAAGUGCAUGGUGAGCUGGCGAAGUGGAUGCGGCAGUCUAUCCAGAACCUGAAUGCGAAACUCCCCACAGGAGAGUAUGAGAAUUGGGCGCAGUGUCAAGUGCUUUACCCACAUGCAAAGUCGGCGGCCAGCCAGCGUCCCCACAAACGCGACUCAUUAAUGGAGUGGGCUGCAGUGUUAUUUAAGGCCGCAUGGUAUGACUGGCAAAAAGGCAGUAGGGCCGAGGGGGAGAGACUGUCGCUCAAAGCAAUGGAAGCUCGGAUGAAAUAUCUCGGUCCAGAACAUGAAGAUACGCUAGAGAGCAUAGGAAUGGUGGGGUUGAUUUACCAGAGUCAGGGUCGAUGGAAGGAAGCGCAAGAGCUGUUUCUACAGGUGGUGGAGACAAUGAAGAGGGUGCUGGGUGCAGAACAUCCUGUUACUCUGACAAGUAUGGCCAACCUGGCCUCGACAUAUCGGGAUCAAGGGCGAUGGAAUGAGGCAGAGAAUCUGGAAUUGCAGGUGAUGGAGAUAACGAAGAGGGUGCUAGGUACAGAGCACCCUGAUACUCUGAAAAGCAUGGCCAACCUGGCCUCGACAUAUCAGGAUCAAGGGCGAUGGAACGAGGCAGAGGACCUGGAAUUGCAGGUGAUGGAGAUAAUGAAGAGGGUGCUAGGUACAGAGCACCCUGAUACUCUGAAAAGCAUGGCCAACCUGGCCUCGACAUAUCGGGAUCAAGGGCGAUGGAAUGAGGCAGAGGAUCUGGAAUUGCAGGUGGUGGAGAUAAUAAAGAGGGUGUUGGGUGCAGAACAUCCUGUUACUCUGAAAAGCAUGGCCAACCUGGCCUCAACUUAUCGGGAUCAAGGGCGAUGGAAUAAGGCAGAGGACCUGGAAUUGCAGGUGAUGGAGAUAAUGAAGAGGGUGCUAGGUACAGAGCACCCUGAUACUCUGAAAAGCAUGGCCAACCUGGCCUCGACAUAUCAGGAUCAAGGGCGAUGGAACGAGGCAGAGAAUCUGGGAUUACCGGUGAUGGAGAUAAGGAAGAGGGUGCUGGGUGCAGAACAUCCCGAUACUCUGACCAGCAUGGCCAACCUUGCCUACACCUGGAGAUCUCAAGGAAGGCGUACAGACGCCUUGGCCUUAAUUCAAGAAUGUUGUGUACUGCGCAACAAAGUAUUGGGGCACAAUCAUCCAGACGCCAGAGAGUCCUAUUCCGCUCUUCUUAGCUGGCAGGAAGAGCAUCAAUUGGUCCCAAAUCGAAACUUUCCCUCCGCACCACCUCAGAUUGAACAAACAGAGCAUCUGCAGGAGGGUCAAGCACAGCAUUUUACAGUUGCGACAAUGGCUCAGCCGCCCAGCCCACAGUUAACUAAAUCGCCUCACAACCAAAGACGGCUUGGACCAGGACUCUUCCUUUGGAAACCCCCACUUAUCAUAGCUUCCAGAGGACCUUCAUCGGUGCCGGGAAGCCAAGACUUACACGAAAUUGAUUGA